This is a messenger RNA of Phyllostomus discolor (pale spear-nosed bat), 4121 nucleotides long. RefSeq names its product dihydropyrimidine dehydrogenase (gene DPYD). The transcript is spliced from 21 exons. Gene Ontology annotation, biological process: thymine catabolic process; uracil catabolic process. Lineage: Eukaryota; Metazoa; Chordata; Mammalia; Chiroptera; Phyllostomidae. Gene Ontology annotation, molecular function: uracil binding; NADP binding; dihydropyrimidine dehydrogenase (NADP+) activity. The record is from RefSeq and is a predicted model, not a curated record. The coding region runs from base 1 to 2970 and encodes 989 amino acids. Gene Ontology annotation, cellular component: cytoplasm; cytosol.
AUGCUCCAAGUGUGUGGUUUGAGGAGCGCCUACGGCCUGCUCCCUCUGAAUGGGCGUGGGGGGGUCUGUCCAGCAUUAUCUCAGUUACUUGGGCGUUUCUUUACUCCCGUGGUUCUGUUUCCUAGGUGCCUGAAGUGUGCAGACGCCCCGUGCCAGAAGAGCUGCCCCACGAAUCUAGACAUCAAGUCAUUCAUCACAAGCAUCGCAAACAAGAACUACUAUGGAGCUGCCAAGAUGAUCUUUUCCGACAACCCGCUGGGACUGACCUGCGGGAUGGUGUGCCCCACCUCGGAUCUCUGCGUGGGCGGCUGCAAUCUGUACGCCACGGAAGAGGGGCCCAUCAACAUCGGCGGGCUGCAGCAGUUUGCCACUGAGGUGUUCAAGGCGAUGAACAUCCCCCAGAUCAGGAACCCGGCUCUGCCCCCGCCCGAGGAGAUGCCCGAGGCCUACUCUGCGAAGAUCGCUCUGCUGGGGGCCGGGCCUGCCAGCGUCAGCUGCGCCUCCUUUCUGGCGCGGCUGGGGUACUCCGACAUCACUGUGUUUGAGAAACAGGAGUACGUCGGCGGCUUAAGCUCUUCUGAGAUCCCUCAGUUCCGGCUGCCAUUCGAUGUAGUGAAUUUCGAGGUCGAGCUCAUGAAGGACCUCGGCGUGAAGAUAGUUUGCGGUAAAAGCCUUUCCGUGAACGACAUCACUCUUCAGACUCUGAAAGCACAGGGGUACAAGGCCGCUUUCAUCGGCAUUGGCCUGCCGGAGCCCAACAAGGACCCCGUCUUCGAGGGCCUGACGCAGGAGCAGGGCUUCUACACGUCCAAAGACUUCUUGCCGCUCGUGGCCAAGGCCAGCAAACCAGGAAUGUGCGGCUGUCGCUCGCCGCUGCCGUCCGUCCGGGGAACGGUGAUCGUCCUGGGAGCCGGGGACACCGCCUUCGACUGCGCCACGUCCGCGCUGCGCUGCGGCGCCCGCCGCGUCUUCGUGGUCUUCCGGAAAGGCUUCGUGAACAUCAGGGCCGUCCCCGAGGAGAUGGAGCUGGCUAAGGAAGAGAAGUGCGAAUUCCUGCCUUUCCUGUCCCCGCGGAAGGUGGUGGUCAAAGGCGGGAAAAUCGUGGCCAUGCAGUUUGUUCGGACGGAGCAGGACGAAGCCGGGAACUGGAGCGAGGACGAGGAGCAGAGGGUCCGGCUGAAGGCGGACGUGGUCAUCAGCGCCUUCGGCUCGGUCCUGAGCGACCCCGCAGUAAAAGAAGCCUUGAGCCCCAUCAAAUUUAACAAGUGGGGUCUCCCGGAAGUGGACCCCGAAACGAUGCAAACCAGCGAGCCCUGGGUGUUCGCCGGCGGCGAUCUGGUCGGCCUGGCGAACACGACGGUGGAGUCGGUGAACGACGGGAAGCAGGCCUCCUGGUUCAUUCACAGAUACGUCCAGGCCCAGUACGGAGCGGCGGUCCCCGUGCGGCCCGAGCUGCCCCUCUUCCACACGCCCGUCGACCUGGUGGACCUCAGCGUGGAGAUGGCCGGGCUGAAGUUCGCCAACCCCUUCGGGCUCGCCAGCGCCACCCCGGCCACCAGCUCCGCGAUGAUCCGGAGGGCCUUCGAAGCGGGCUGGGCCUUUGCCCUGACCAAAACCUUCUCUCUGGACAAGGACAUCGUGACGAACGUCUCGCCCAGGAUCAUCCGGGGGACCACCUCCGGCCCCCUGUACGGCCCAGGACAGAGCUCCUUCCUGAACAUCGAGCUCAUCAGCGAGAAGACGGCAGCCUACUGGUGUCAAAGCAUCACCGAGCUCAAGGCCGACUUCCCAGACAACGUCCUGAUCGCCAGCCUCAUGUGCACCUACAACAAGGACGACUGGACGGAGCUCGCGCAGAUGGCCGAGGCCUCCGGAGCAGACGCGCUGGAGCUGAACCUGUCCUGUCCACACGGCAUGGGCGAGCGGGGGAUGGGCUUGGCCUGCGGGCAGGACCCAGAGCUGGUGCGGAACAUCUGUCGCUGGGUCAGGCAAGCUGUCCGCAUUCCUUUCUUUGCCAAGUUGACCCCGAAUGUCACCGACAUCGUCAGCAUCGCGACAGCCGCCAAGGAAGGUGGUGCCGACGGCGUCACGGCCACCAACACGGUCUCCGGCCUGAUGGGACUCACAGCCGACGGCACGCCCUGGCCGGCAGUGGGCGCCCAGAAGCGGACAACCUAUGGCGGCGUGUCUGGCAUCGCCAUCAGACCCAUCGCCUUGAGAGCCGUGUCCGCCAUCGCCCGCGCGCUGCCUGGGUUCCCCGUUCUGGCCACCGGUGGCAUCGACUCGGCGGAAAGCGGCCUCCAGUUCCUCCACAGCGGAGCGUCCGUCCUCCAGGUGUGCAGCGCGGUCCAGAACCAGGACCUCACGGUCAUCGAGGACUACUGCUCGGGGCUCCGGGCGCUGCUGUACCUGAAGAGCGUGGAGGAGCUGCAGGACUGGGACGGCCAGAGCCCCGCGACCGUGCGCCACCAGAAGGGGAAGCCCGUGCCGCGCAUCGCCGAGCUCGCCGGAAAGAAACUGCCCAGUUUCGGGCCCUACCUGGAACAGCGCAAGAAGAUCAUCGCGGAGCACAAGAUUAAACUGAAGGGGGAAGGCACAGCCCCUCCGCCCCCCGAGAGACAGCCCUUCGUCCUCAAGAAGCCCGUUCCUUCCGUCAAGGAUGUCAUCGGGAGGGCACUGCCGUACCUGGGGACCUUCAGGGACCUGAGCACCGUGGAGCACGUGGUGGCCCUGAUCGAUGAGGACAUGUGCAUCAACUGCGGCAAGUGCUACAUGACCUGCAACGACUCCGGCUACCAGGCCAUCCAGUUUGACCCCGAGACCCACCUGCCCAGCGUGUCGGACACCUGCACCGGCUGCACCCUGUGUCUCAGCGUCUGCCCCAUCAUCGACUGCAUCCGGAUGGUUGCCAGGACAACCCCGUACGAGCCCAAGAGAGGCUUGCCCUUGGCCGUGGGCCCGGUGUGCUGAGGUGAUUGUCGCGACCGCUGGGAGCCCCGAGGCCACUCACGCACACGUGCCUUUUUAUCGUGACCGUGCGGUCCAGCCCUUGCAAACCAGAGCAAACACCUAAUUUCCAGAUAGAAACCUCAUGUCUAUAUACAUUUCUAAAUAAUAAAAACACAAGUCGGCUACCAGUGACCAUUCACCGGGCGUAACAUCGGGAGAAGCAUUACAAUGCCGUGGCCAUGAAUGCCACCAUCUCCAAAUCGCCCUGUGCUGUGCUCUUUGGCUUCUAAUUACAAGUGAAAUUAAGGAUUUUAGAAGCAAGUACAAUUAACAUACAAAAAAUGUUUCCAAGGAAACGUUUUACGAUUAAAAAUUACACUUAAUUUUAACACCGUUUCUAAGCAAAUAUAAUUAGCUCCAGAAAGCGCAGGCGAAGAGAGGGAAAUCAUUUUUCGCAGUGCCAGGGGAGAAAAUAAAGCCAAAGGGGGUCUUCGGAAGCCCCUCUGCAGGUGCAGCUCCCUGGCGGUGGGAGCUGCCCAGUGCCGGCGUUUGGGGACCCCCGGCGCCACUCUGCCGUCGGCGGCCCAGGCCUGAGGCCGGCGUCCCUCCGCCCCCACCGGGGAAUCGCCGCGGCGUUCCUCUUUAAACAUUUACACUGUGCUCCCCACGAAACACAGAGUUUGAUUAGAGCCCGGGUGAAAGCCACUUGUUCGCUGUGCACAGAUCUGCUGUCUCUGAUUUUAAUAAUAACCUUCAUUACCGCAAUUAACCCCCUAACAACACCCACAUUACACAGCGGCGGGUCACGUGCCCGAGACGCGAGAAUGGGAAGUGCAUCGAGACGGCUCGGCCGUCUCCCUGUGAGUGUUUGUGUUGAGGCUCAGAAACCGUGGGGUGGAAAAGAAAUCUGUUUUUUCUGGGAUUGCCAAGCAGCGCUUCUGCGUCUCUCUGUGUUCGUGAUCAGACACGUAGCCCCGCACCCUUCCUGCGCCUCCGCUUCGCGGCACUUUUCCCAUGAGCUCGGAAGCAGUGCGUCUUUAGGAGCAGCCCGUGGCCCGCUGCUGUGACGAAUGCUGGGUGGAGAAGGCGUUUGAUUACGCACUUUUAGAGAUGAACGCUGAGCACAAAGUCUCUGUGAUGGAAUAGUAUCAAAUAAAAUUCCAUAAAGCACU